Messenger RNA from Closterium sp. Yama58-4, 441 nucleotides. Lineage: Eukaryota; Viridiplantae; Streptophyta; Zygnematophyceae; Desmidiales; Closteriaceae. The record is from the annotation of a GenBank genome assembly.
AUGCCCAUCCCAUCGCUCACAGGCGUGUGGCGGGGCGGCGUUGCAGCCGUGGAUGCUUUGGGGGAUGCUACCUAUCACUCUGUUGACGUCAGGUUUGACGUCAGGUUUGACGUCAGGUUUGAGGUCAGGUUUGAGGUCAGGUUUGACGUCAGGUUUGACGUCAGGUUUGACAUCAGGUUUGAGGUCAGGUUUGACGUCAGGUUUGACGUCAGGUUUGAGGUCAGGUUUGACGUCAGGUUUGAGGUCAGGUUUGACGUCAAGUUUGAGGUCAGGUUUGACGUCAGGUUUGAGGUCAGGUUUGACGUCAGGUUUGAGGUCAGGUUUGACGUCAGGUUUGAGGUCAGGUUUGACGUCAGGUUUGACGUCAGGUUUGACGUCAGGUUUGACGUCAGGUUUGACGUCAGGUUUGAGGUCAGGUUUGACGUAGGCAUGGGCAAUUGA